Messenger RNA from Leptinotarsa decemlineata (Colorado potato beetle), 1473 nucleotides. RefSeq lists its product as uncharacterized. Gene Ontology annotation, molecular function: nucleic acid binding. The record is from RefSeq and is a predicted model, not a curated record. NCBI's taxonomy places the organism in Eukaryota, Metazoa, Arthropoda, Insecta, Coleoptera, Chrysomelidae.
AUGGCAAAGAAAGAUAGACAUGUGAACUUACUGCUGAUUACUGACAAUUAUGAUGAAUCUGAAACUGCAGUCCGCUAUCACUACGUAUGGAUAAAGAACUUAUCAAGGCUCUUAUCGAAACAGUUGAGUAAGGAACAUGGUCAAAAGUACUUUUGUACAGAAUUACAGAAACAUACUGAGGAUUGUGCGAAAAUGAAAGAAGCAGCUAUAAAGAUGCCAGAGCCUGGAAAAGAUAUUUUGAAAUUUAAAAAUUUCAAAAACAAAGAAAGGGCUCCAUUCGUCGUAUACGCCGACUUGGAAUCCAUUCUGAAGCCUACUGAUGAUCCUAAAAAAAUUCAACAUCAUAUUCCGGCAGCUGUGGGUUACUACUUGAAGUGCUCAUACGAUGACACUCUAUCCUUCUAUAAGGCAUAUCGUGGGGAGGAUUGUAUGCAAUGGUUCGCUGAUGAGUUGAGUCAACUAGCUGAAGAUAUGACUACAGUGUUUUGGUGUCCAUUCGACAUCGAUAUGACUGUAGAGCAAGAAGUUGAGUUUCGAAGAGCUACACACUGCCACAUCUGCGGAAAGCCCUUCACUCCCGAAGAUAAAAACAUAUGCGAUCAUAACCAUCUCAUACCAUGUGAUAAUUAUCGUGGCCCCGCGCAUGAAGGGUGUAAUAUAAACUAUAAGGACUCUCAUUCUAUUCCUGUUGUUUUUCAUAACUUCAGUGGAUAUGACGCACACUUCAUCGUUGGAGACAUCGCUACAAGAAUGGCUGGAAAGGUUGAUCUACUCCCAAUAACCAAAGAAAAGUAUAUUUCCUUCACAAAACACGUUGAUGAUGCACCAAUUCAAUUCAGAUUCAUCGACUCGAUCCGUUUCAUGGCUUCUUCAUUAGAUAAACUAACAUCGUAUCUUCCAGAGUUCCCCAAUCUAAAGUCGCAGUUUGCCGAUGUGCCUAUGCAACACUUCAAACUUUUAAGGAAGAAAGGAGUUAUGCCAUAUGAUUAUAUAGAUUCAUUUAGUCUAUUCGAUGAACCAGCUUUACCAUCUCAGGAUAAGUUUUAUAAUAAACUGGAAAAUAAGCUCUGCCCCAGACGUUUUUAUCAACGAGCUCAGGAUGUAUGGACCACCUUCAACUGCCAGAAUCUGGGUGAUUAUGUGGACUUAUAUAUGAAGACUGAUAUUCUCCUGCUAGCUGAUGUCUUUGAAAUGUUCAGAACCUGCAUCCUCAACUCACAUAAACUCGAUCCUACACAUUAUUUCACGUUACCCGGCUACACGUGGGAUGCUAUGCUGAAGUAUACAGGGAUUAAGUUAGAACUUCUCACCGAUGUUGAUAUGUUCCUCUUUGUUGAGCGUGGAAUACGAGGUGGGCUCAGCCAAGUUUGCUCAAAAAGGAGGUCGCAUGCAAAUAACAAGUACAUCAACAAUUACGAUCCUUCCAAACCAACAACUACUAUGAUGUCAACAAUCAGUAUGUGUGGGCAAUGA